This is a messenger RNA of Cicer arietinum (chickpea), 2564 nucleotides long. Its product is annotated as ATP-dependent DNA helicase 2 subunit KU80-like. NCBI's taxonomy places the organism in Eukaryota, Viridiplantae, Streptophyta, Magnoliopsida, Fabales, Fabaceae. The record is from RefSeq and is a predicted model, not a curated record. Gene Ontology annotation, cellular component: Ku70:Ku80 complex; nucleus. Gene Ontology annotation, biological process: DNA recombination; telomere maintenance; double-strand break repair via nonhomologous end joining. Gene Ontology annotation, molecular function: DNA helicase activity; double-stranded DNA binding; telomeric repeat DNA binding.
AUAAAAAUUGUUUGGUUACUUAUAAGUACUUUUGAAAUAUGGUUUUUGUAUUGAAGAAUCUUUCUCUUAUUCUCUGACUUAAAAACAAAAGACAAUAUUCUGAAUUGGUGGAACCUUCAUUGACUUUGAGUAUUUAAUCCUAACAAUUGAAGCGGGAAGAUGAAAGAGCCAAUAUAAAAUAGCAUACAUCUUCUUCUGCAAGCUUACCUUACACUCUCUUUUCUUUUCCAUUUCCAUCUAUGGCUCGAAACAAGGAAGCUUUGCUUUUGUUGCUUGAUGUGGGCCCAUCCAUGCAUUCUGUUCUUCCUGAAGUUGAGAAACUCUGUUCCAUGCUUGUACAAAAGAAGUUGAUCUAUAACAAGUAUGAUGAAGUGGGAAUUGUCUUAUUUGGAGCACAAGACACGGAUAACGAACUAACUACAGAAGUGGGUGGAUAUCAACAUGUUGUGGUUUUGAAAAAUACUAAAGUGGUGGAUGGAGACAUUGUUGAGGCUUUACAACAACUGCCUCGAGGAACUACUGAUGGUGAUUUUCUUGAUGCUGUGAUUGUUGCCAUGGAUAUGCUAAUAAAAAAAUUCGGAGAAACUAACAAAGGAAAGAAACGUCUUUGCCUCAUUACAAAUGCGCAAUGUCCAAUAAAAGAUCCUUAUAAAGGAACAAAAGAAGAGCAAGUUACCACAAUUGCUCAAUCAAUGACAGCUCAUGGUAUGAGAAUGGAAAGUAUAAUUGUGAGAGGAAAGCUUACUCAAGAUGCAAACAAGGAAAUAAUGGACGAGAAUGACCUUCUUUUAAAUAUUUUCUCAAAGGAAACAUCGACAAGAUUGUUGUACGUGGAGGAUCCAAUUUCUUUGUUUGGUGCUCUCAAAACCCGAAAUAUAACUCCAGUUACAGUUUUCAGAGGGGAUCUUGAAUUCAGCCCAAAACUAAAGAUUAAGGUAAUGGUGUACAAGAAAACACAAGAAGAGAGAUUUCCAACUCUGAAGAAAUACUCUGAUAAGGCUCCUCAAACUGAUAAGUUUGCAACACACGAAGUCAAAGUAGAUUACGAGUACAAGAGUUCUGAAGAUCCGGAUAAAGUUGUCCCUCCAGACCAAAGAAUUAAAGGUUAUCGCUAUGGGCCUCAAAUAGUCCCUAUAUCGUCUGCUGAGUGGGACGCUGUAAAGUUCAAACCGGAAAAGGGUGUGAAGCUUUUAGGAUUUACUGAUUCUUCUAAUGUAUUGAGACACCAUUACAUGAAAGAUGUCUAUGUGUUCAUAGCCGAACCUGGAAAUACGAAAGCCAUGCUUGCGGUCUCUGCACUAACAAGGGCUAUGAAGGAAAUGAAUAAGGUUGCAAUUUUACGAUGUGUCUGGAGACAAGGACAAGGGAAUGUUGUCAUUGGAGUCUUGACACCCAAUGUAUCUGAUAGAGGAAAUAUUCCUGAUUCGUUUUACUUCAACGUUCUUCCUUUUGCCGAGGACGUGCGAGAGUUUCAAUUUCCUUCUUUCAGUAAUUUUCCAGCAUCGUGUCAGCCAAACGAACAACAGCUAGAAUCAGCAGCGAACUUCAUAAAAAUGCUUGAUCUUGCACCAGAUGGGAAAAAGGAAGUUUUGCUUCCUGACUUUACACCAAAUCCAGUACUUGCGCGCUUUUUUCAUUAUCUUGAUCUGAAAUCUAAGCAUCCAGAUGCCGCAGUACCUCCUCUCGAUUACACACUCAGAAAAAUCACGGAGCCUGAUACUGACUUGGUUUUGCAAAACCAGUCCAUCACUGACUCGUUUCAUAGGUCUUUUGAGCUGCAAGGAAAUCCCUUGAAAAAGCCAAGGCGUUUAUUGCGAGAAAAGAUAAGUGAUGAGGAGGGUAAAGAAAACAUUACAGCACAGCCUGUUGCAAAUCUCAUUGAAUAUACAUCUAUUAAAGUUGAGAAAAUCGGGGAUCUGACUCCUGUCCAAGAUUUUGAAGCCAUGAUUUCUCGCCGAGACAGUCCUGAUUGGAUUCUAAAAGCAAUCAAGGAUAUGAAAAAUAAAAUAUUUGAUCUAGUAGAGGACUCUCAUGAAGGUGAUAAUUAUAACAAAGCUUUGGAAUGUUUAGUUGCGCUUCGCAAGGGUUGCAUCCUUGAACAGGAACCGAAACAGUUCAACGAUUUCCUUAAACAUGUUUGCAAAUUCUGCCAAGAGAAGAGCCUUCAAAGUUUCUGUGAAUAUCUUGCUUCUAAAGGACUCACAUUGAUCUCCAAAACAGAAGCUAUAGACAGUGAUGUUACUGAUGAAGAAGCCAGAAGUUUCUUGGUAAAAUCUGAAUCCAAAGAGGUAAUACAAGAAAUGCUCUCUAGUUUUGGGAUAGAUGAAUAGUAGCGAUCUAUGAAUAUGAAGCCUGGAUACAGAGGAAGUAUUCAUAUCAGACACGGAUCAGAUACUCUUACGAUAUCUAUGAGUAUUGGAAUUAAUUUUUUAUUUUUGUUUUAAAUAUUUGGGCUUUGGUAAUCUAAAAUUUGAUUGGAACUAAGUAAAGUUUAGUUAAAAAUUGUUACAGUUAGAACUCAAACUCAGAUUCUCCUAGACGACUUGUCCUUAAUUGAAACUUAA